CUGCAAAAUCGUUGAUCUGCCAAAUAAACUUUAACUUUAUAUAAAAUUACACUAAACUUGUUUUAAAAAUAUGGAAAAUGAAAAUUAUAAACUACUGAAUUUGAUCUCAAAAAAUUCCAACGUAUCUAAAGAAGACUUAGUUAAGUUGCUAAAAUUAGUAGAGCAAACAUCAAAGGAAGAUUUGCUAAAACUUUGUCAAAAUAUUAAACUUGAUUUAUUAUUUAAUCAUAUCAAUGAAACAUCUGAUAUAGACGAUAGAACCCAAAUUAUCCAAGAUAUCUUAAAAGGGUUCCUGACCAAAAUUGAUAAGAAUUUGUUGAUUUAUGAAAAUAUAAUAUGUGAUGGCAUAAAUGCAAAGGUUUCAUGGAUUAGAAAACUCUAUUUAGAUUAUAUAAAUGUUUUGAGUAUAACUGAAGAUCAGAGCAUUCAAUUAUAUAGCUAUGACAAAUUAAUGAAAACACUUAUUAAAACAUUAGAGGAUGAUGAUACAGAUAUAGCUCAACUUACUUUAGAAAUUUUUAAAAAUUUAUUUCAGUCUCCUGAUAAUUUGAAAGUCUUUAAUUCUCUUACAAAUACACCAUUAUUGGAAUAUAUCAUUAGAUUAAUGGAUAAUGGCAAUACUAAUAUUAAAUUGCGUGGUUAUGAAUUAAUUAUACAGAUGGCUAAGAUAUCAACACAGACUUUAAAUGAUUGUGAAUCUAAAAAUUUAAUAAUGCCUCUUAUAGAAUGUUUGCCUGGGUGUAUACCUCUUAAAAAUAUUAAGGAUAAUCAUGAUGUUUUGACUCAAGCAACUGUUUUAGAAUUGAUAGGAGAUUUAUUUGCAAAAAAAUCAGAAGUGUGUGGAAUAGUUAUCAAAUAUUUAGAUAAUAAAAAUAUAUUUAACAAAUUGUUAAAUUAUGUAUUUGAAAAUAAAAUGUUGAUAUAUCCAACAGAUAAUAUAAAUCAAAAUAUUAUAAUAGAUAUUGAUUUAUCAUUAAAAUUUUUAAUACUACCAGGAAUAAUGAGAUUUUUUGCAAAGGCUUUAGAUUGUGUACCAGAAUAUUAUGAGAAAUGGGAAAUUUUAUUUAAUGCGGUUUUCAGUGAAUUAUCAAGCAAUGAAAAUAACUCUUUAAAUGGUGAUGAUGAGAAUUGUAUUACCAUUGCAGCAUGUUUAGAUUUCUUAUACAAUAUAACUCCAAAUCGAAGAAUCAAAGAAAAUUUAAUUCAAAACAUGUUGUUCCCAAAUGCUCUUAAAACAAUAGUCAAAAUAUAUAUGGGUGCAAUAGGGACCAGUUUUCUAAGAAUAAGAGCUAUCAAUACAUUAGCUAAUUUAUUAAAAAGUGAACCUAAAAAAGACAUAGUUGAUGGCCAAACAGAUCAUAAUAUGAUACCCUUUAAUUGGUAUCACAUAAUAUUAAAAUAUGCUAACGAAUUCGGUUCUGCUGAGCAAAGCUUAUCACAGUUGGAAUCGGCAGUAUUUUACAAUCGCGUUUUAGUCAUGGUAGCAUCACCUAUUGACGAAGAAAGGGUAGCCAUCCUAGAACUUUUGCUAGCAAUCGCUAAAUCAUUGCCAUGGGGCCCGAUUGCCUUAAUUUCUCAGUCGCCUCCUCAAAUAACGGCGUAUUUAUUGUACAGAGGUGGUAUUUCUCCAAAAAAUAAUAACCCUAGUUUAAACCUUAAUAUAAAUUUGAACAAGAAGGACAAGGAAUUAAAAUAUGAGAUACUCCAAAGUGUUGCUAGUGACCGCGAUUUUUACAAAAAGUUUCCGGGCCCCUUGGCCAUUAAAAUCAAAACAUUUAUGAAAGAGGGACCAUAUUACAUUGAAACAAUCUCUCAAAGUCAAACAGCUGAAACUAUUAGUUUUUAAAGGAAAAAAAGUGAAGUAAUUUUAUUACAAUAUAUUCAACUCUUUUCAACAUGCUCAAUAAAUCGAUAUUAUUUUUAAAAUAUAUACAAAAUCAACGUUAUAUUUUUUGCGCUAUAAUGUUAAAAUUAUAAAAUCAAAAUAAAAUUGACUAUUCAUUA
This is a messenger RNA of Gordionus sp. m RMFG-2023, 2004 nucleotides long. Its product is annotated as 26S proteasome non-ATPase regulatory subunit 5-like. The transcript is spliced from 9 exons. The record is from RefSeq and is a predicted model, not a curated record. Gene Ontology annotation, biological process: proteasome assembly. The coding region runs from base 71 to 1846 and encodes 591 amino acids. NCBI's taxonomy places the organism in Eukaryota, Metazoa, Nematomorpha, Gordioida, Chordodea, Parachordodidae. Gene Ontology annotation, cellular component: cytosol.